GGUCCAGGCCACAGCAUCAGAACUCGAACCCAGGACAUCGCAGCUUCGGCGAUACGUGUGAAAACUUUUUUGCGAGUAAUAUUGCACAUUCGGUACAUCGCGAAUUUGCAACGCACUUUAAUCCGUCGUCUGUAUCCUUGGAUCAACCCGUCGAUACCAUUGUUCACGGCAAUGUUCUAUUUGUAUUUACCGGCUCUCUUGAGCCUCGCGGCUGCUCUGAAUCCCACGUCUCAAGCUACGCAGACUUAUCUCCAGCAGACGCAGCAGCAGCAGCAGCAGCAACAGCAAGUGUCACCGAACGUAUGGGACCGUAUCGACUACAAUAAGCUGGAUAAGGAACUUACAAGUUGGCACAAGGAGCCUGAAAUCCCGAGUACGAACCCCUCUGCAAACCAGGGCGAGGUAAAGCAGAGCUACGGCGACAUUCCUCGUCCAAUUCAACCGUUUUGGCCACCUCCAACGACUAAACCAAUUCCACCGACAGCGAAACCAGAGCCACCGGUUCUACCGGAAGGUUGUCUGGCUCUCAGAGGUCAAUUCGCUAGUUGGAAAAGCUGCUCAAGUUAUCUUAAUUGCUGGGACGGUAUCGUAAUCGAGCAGGAAUGCCCUGGCGGAUUGCUGUUCAAUGAAUACAAAAACUACUGCGACUUUUCCUACAACGUCUACUGCGGUAGCCGGCCGGCACCCACGCCUCAACCGGAGCUACAACCAGGUUCGAACACUUGCCCAACCCCGAAUGGCCAAUACAGAAGUUCAACCAACUGUUCCGAAUUCUACGUCUGUGUUUACGGAAAACCCACGAUACGUCAUUGCCCGCGAGGUCUUGUCUACAACGAUGAAUUCGGCAUUUGCGACUACCUCUACAGGGUGGAUUGCCGAGGUGCUGCAGAGCCCGCUCCAUGGACACCCCCGAUAAUUCCUCAUCCUCCGCACCACCCACACCCUCCGCACCACUCACAUCCGCCUACACCACCCCCUUCGUACUACCCACCCCAACAAGUUCCGCAGCCUCAGUAUCCUGCAAACCCUUGGCUGACGAAAGGAUCUGACGUUGAGUCUGACCCCUGGCAUCAAGGCACGGUAGGUUCGUCGUGGGAGAAACAGCAAGGAAAAGAAAAAGACAUCAAGCAACAACAGCAGCAGCAUGUCCAACAAGGCGCAGGCAUUGAUCUUAGCGUGCAACAGGAAGAAGCCAAAAAACUGUUGCCGGAAAAUCCAUGGGGGCAGACGCAGGUGAUACCUGAGCAACUCGAUGGGAAAAGAUGCACGGACGGAGACGUUCGAAGGUUGACCAAUUCCUGCAGUAGUGUGGUAGUUUGCAGGAAUGGGGUUCCUGAACUCGUCGAGUGCCUAAACGGACAGGCAUACGACAAGUCGUCGGACUUGUGCAAGCCUUUCGCGAUCGCUAAGUGUUAAUCAAGAAACAGUAUAGAUUAUCCGCUUUCUAACCAACAUCGCUUCAAUAAAUCAAUUUUAUAUAUCGAAAA
This is a messenger RNA of Neodiprion fabricii, 1487 nucleotides long. RefSeq lists its product as uncharacterized. The coding region runs from base 172 to 1416 and encodes 414 amino acids. NCBI's taxonomy places the organism in Eukaryota, Metazoa, Arthropoda, Insecta, Hymenoptera, Diprionidae. Gene Ontology annotation, cellular component: extracellular region. The record is from RefSeq and is a predicted model, not a curated record. Gene Ontology annotation, molecular function: chitin binding. The transcript is spliced from 6 exons.